Nycticebus coucang (slow loris) is the source of this 861-nucleotide messenger RNA. It is a transcript of the gene BEX3, whose product is annotated as brain expressed X-linked 3. The record is from RefSeq and is a predicted model, not a curated record. Gene Ontology annotation, cellular component: cytosol; cytoplasm. Gene Ontology annotation, molecular function: signaling receptor binding. Lineage: Eukaryota; Metazoa; Chordata; Mammalia; Primates; Lorisidae. The coding region runs from base 288 to 623 and encodes 111 amino acids. The transcript is spliced from 3 exons. Gene Ontology annotation, biological process: signal transduction.
GGGGGGGCUACUGCUGCACUGUCCGCCCAAGUUGGGGGGCUGUGACGCGCGAUCCUCACGUGACCCAGAGCUGCAGAGCGACGCAGCCUUCAGUACAGUCGUCACUCGCGUCUAGCUACCAGCUGCCCUGCGCUCUUCCGGCUGGCAUUGGGCCCGGGGAAAGCGGACCAGCAAUCCGCAGGUCUGAGGGGCUAAGUGUCGCGGCGGCGCAACUCUCUGCGAGAAUUGGGAGGAGGAGACUGCGAGGAUAGGCCCAGAAUAACAACCAGAACAAAAACAAUUUCAUCAUGGCAAAUAUUCACCAGGAAAACGAAGAAAUGGAGCAGCCCAUGCAGAAUGGAGAGGAAGACCGUCCUUUGGCAGGAGGCGAAGGCCACCAGCCUGCAGGAAAUAAUAGACGACAGGCUCGUCGACUUGCCCCUAAUUUUCGAUGGGCCAUACCAAAUAGGCAGGUCAAUGAUGGGAUGGGUGGAGAUGGAGAUGAUAUGGAAAUGUUCAUGGAGGAGAUGAGAGAAAUCAGGAGAAAACUUAGGGAGCUGCAGUUGAGGAAUUGUCUGCGUAUCCUCAUGGGGGAGCUCUCUAAUCACCAUGACCAUCAUGAUGAAUUUUGCCUUAUGCCUUGACUCCUGCCAUUUUCCAUGAGAUUAAUACUGUGAUUCCCACUGUUUUCUUUUUCCUUGCAUUUUCCUGGUAUGCCUUUACUGAUCCGUUUGCUGUGAACCUUUUGUUAUUUCCAUGUGUCAGGUGGGUCUUGUGUUGCCAGCUUCUAAUUGAAGAUUGCCUUUACACCCAGUCUAAAUUUCUGUCAGCAAUAGAGUUUCAGCCAUUUGCAUGGAAAAAUAUAAAGUUAAUAAAACAAUU